CAUCAUCCCACUCGAUGAUCUGGUCGAGACCAGGAUUUGGUCCGCCUUGCAUGCCGGUAGUGUCCCACGUCGACACCCUCCCCUGGAAGCUAGGCAAAAUGACGCAAAAAGAAAAAAGAAAAAAAAGAAAACCAGGUUAUGCCGAGUCCUCGGCCCACAGAAACCAGAAGGUUGUGGCCCUGUCUGCGCACCUUCAUCGAGCACAUGUCAGAGUCGACCAUUUUGAGAUUUGUUUACCUGAGUUCGUCCAUCUGCAGCGGUUGGCAGUUCACCAUUCCCUGAGGAUCGAUCUAGCCGUCAACCCCUCACAGAGCAGAGACAAUGGCAACACAGACAACGACGACCCAAGGCGUCGAGACUCCCUUGAUUGGGCGCCGACCGCAGAGGCUCUCCCUCCUCCAUGGACCGACAGAUCCCCCACUUGUGGACUUGACCCUGGGCGAGCUCCUCAACCUCCAAUGCCUCCAUCACGGUACCGAAGAGUGCCUGAUCAUUCCCUGGACGGGCGCAAGAUGGACAUACAAUGAACUCAACCACCAGAGCUGCUUGCUGGCGAGGGCUCUGCUGGAGAUGGGGAUCGGCGUGGGAGAUCGAGUCGGCAUCAUGGCAGGCAACUGUGAGCAAUAUGCUGCUGUCUUCUUUGCCGUAACCCGCAUCGGCGCGAUUCUGGUCAUCCUGAACAACACCUACACCGCUACCGAAGCUCAGUUUGCCUUGGGCUUUUCUGAGUGCAAGGUCCUGUUCACGACGAAGAAAAUCCGACGACUCGAUAAUGGAAAACUCCUCUCCCAACUCUCUGCAGAGGGGCAAGGGCCACGAAUAAUAAUACUAAGGGGAGAUUCAGAGGGCUUUGCAAGCUACGACGAGACUCUUCUGCGCGGUCCCAAGGCCAGCUCCGCCGUUUUAUGUCAAGUCGAGAGCAAGGUUCUCCCCCAUCUCGUCUGCAACCUCCAGUUCACGAGCGGCACAACCGGGCUUCCCAAAGCUGCCAUGUUAACACAUCACAACGUGGUGAAUAAUGCCCGCUUCAUAGGAGACCGCAUGCGACUCACGCCCGACGACAUUCUCUGCUGCCCUCCCCCUCUAUUCCACUGCUUCGGGCUGGUCCUGGGCCUCAUGUCAGUCAUCACGCACGGCGCCAAGAUCACGUAUCCAGCCGAGAUAUUCGACGCGAAAGCGACCCUGAAGACCAUCCGCGACGAGCAAUGCACGGCAGUGCACGGCGUGCCCGCCAUGUUCGACAGCAUCCUCGCCCUCCCCGAAGCCAAAGACCUGGACCCGUCCAUGCUGAGCCUGCGCACGGGCAUCAUCGCCGGAGCGCCGGUACCCCGCUACCUCAUGGAGCAGCUCGUCUCCCGCCUUGGCAUGACCGAGUUCACUUCCAGCUACGGGCUGACCGAGGCAUCACCGACGUGCUUCAACGCCUUCACCGACGACCCCAUCGACACCAGGCUCGCGACGGUGGGGACGGUGAUGCCCCACGCGCAUGCGAAGAUCGUGGAUAUAGACGGGCAGAUUGUCCCGGUUGGGACCCGCGGGGAGCUGUGCAUGGCCGGGUAUCAGCUCCAGGCCGGGUACUGGAAUAACUCGGAGAAGACCGCCGAGGUCAUGAGGAGGGACGAGUUCGGCGUGCUGUGGCUGCACACGGGCGACGAGGCGGUCUUCGACGAGAGGGGAUACUGUACGAUCACGGGACGGUUCAAGGAUAUCAUUAUCAGGGGUGGCGAGAACAUCUAUCCCCUGGAGAUCGAGGAGCGAUUGAUGGCACACCCGGCCCUGGCGCUGGCCGUGGUGGUGGGGUUGAAAGACGAACACUACGGAGAAGUCGUCGGGGCAUUCCUGGCACCGGAUAACGGGCAUCCGCGGCCGGCGGACGGCGAGAUCCGCGACUGGGUCAGGCGCAAGCUGGGCAAGCACAAGGCGCCGACGCACGUGUUCUGGCUCGGCUUGGAUGGCGUACCGAGCCAAGUGCCCCUGACGGGGAGUGGCAAGGUGCGCAAGUUCGAGAUGGCGCAGCUCGGUAACAACUUGUUGCAGGCGAGGACGGUGUCGAAGCUUUGAUGAAUGCGAUCAUGAACGGGAUUUUUGCGAAUUUUUCUACCCCUGUAAUCCGUACCAAGGCUCGCAUUCUGCAUGGUUGAUUACGUAGGUAUGCGUAGACAAAAAAGAACAUACUGAUGGCUCGCAGCCAAUCAACCUCGUCCGGUGUUUCAGAACGCCCAUCUUCAUUGAACUCACCGCCAAAAAGUGGGAGACCAUGCAGCUUCCCAGGCGGGUCC
Phialemonium atrogriseum is the source of this 2279-nucleotide messenger RNA. RefSeq names its product putative acyl-CoA synthetase YngI. Gene Ontology annotation, molecular function: medium-chain fatty acid-CoA ligase activity. Gene Ontology annotation, biological process: fatty acid metabolic process. The record is from RefSeq and is a predicted model, not a curated record. The coding region runs from base 322 to 2061 and encodes 579 amino acids. NCBI's taxonomy places the organism in Eukaryota, Fungi, Ascomycota, Sordariomycetes, Cephalothecales, Cephalothecaceae. The transcript is spliced from 4 exons.